AUGCACAUCCGAUCGGUGAACAUAUCGCUGGAUGAUCGCGACAAAGAAAUGGACCAUGACAAAUACAUGAAGAACUUCUAUAAUGAAAGUGUCGAUGAGAAGCGAAGGCCGAGUUUUAAGCAAAGAAAAGCCAUGAAUCAGGUGCAAUUCGACGAGCUCUAUGAUUACUCGAAGCCGGACGGCGAGAAUCAGAUGAAGAGGAAUUUCAAAAAAUUUCUGAGACACUACUACGAUCCGUUCACCAGUCUGUCGGCGUUCAAGACGUUCGUUCUCGGCGUGCUGCCGAUCAUUGACUGGCUUCCCAAAUAUGAUUGGAAGCGCGAUCUUGCGGCCGAUGUGAUCGGCGGCUUCACCGUCGGCGUGAUGCAUGUGCCGCAGGGCAUCGCCUAUGCGAUUCUCGCCAAACAGCCGCCGAUCAAUGGCCUCUACACAUCACUAUUCGGGCCAAUGAUCUAUAUGCUGUUCGGAACAUCGAGACAUUCAAGCCUGGGAACAUUCGCUGUCGUUUCCCUGAUGACGUCAAUAGCUGUGGACAAGGUUCUGGAUGGUGGCGAGCAGGUGACGGCGACAGCGUCGGAAGUUGCCUGCACACUUUGCUUAACUAUUGGAUUGAUCCUGCUGGUGAUGGCCCUUCUACGCCUCCAAUUCCUAACCACCUACAUGUCGGAUCAAGUGAUCGCCGGCUUCACGACCGGCGCCUCGGUUCACGUGCUCGUCUCCCAAUUGAGCGGCCUUCUCGGCAUUCGCGGAUUGCCGAAGCGCAAUGGAGCGUUCUAUCUGUUCAUGAAUCUCGUCGACAUCGCCACCAACAUCGAUCGCGCCAAUUUCUGGUGUUGCGCAAUUUCGAUUGCCGCCAUUGUCGUGUUGCACGUUGGCAAAGAGUACCUGAAUCCGAUGUUCAAGAAGGCCACGAAUUGCAAUGUGCCGUUGCCGUUCGAAUUGCUCGUGGUGAUUCUCUCCACAAUUUUCGUCUACGCCACCCAAAUCCAUAUCACCGACAACAUCAAAGUGGUAUCGCAAAUUCCCACCGACAUUCCCAACGUCUCUCUGCCCAACUUCAAUCUGAUCCCAACGAUUCUACCGGAAGCGAUUAGUAUCACGAUCGUCUCGGUCGCCGUGCAUUUGUCGAUCUCGAAAAUGCUCGCGAAAAAGUUGUCGUAUGAGUUGGACGCCGGCCAGGAGCUCUUCGCCAACAGUUUCGCCAGCAUCGGCUCAUGCUUCUUUCCCGUCUUCCCGUUCUCAUGCUCGCUGAGCCGCACCCUGGUGGCGGUUGGCGCCGGCGUCGUCACCCAACUCUCAAUUCUAUUCUCAUCGAUUCUCGUGUUGGCGGUGAUGCUCUACUUCGGUCAAUUCCUCGAGACCCUACCAAUGUGCGCUCUCGCCGCCAUCAUCGUGUUCAAUCUUCAAGGGAUGCUCAAGAAGCUCAUCGAUCUUCGCGAUCUUUGGCGAGUCGCCAAAAUCGAUUUUAGCAUUUGGAUUGUCUCAUUUGCUUCCACCGUCAUCAUCGACGUCUCCGAAGGCCUCAUCAUCUCGGUCGGCUUCGCCCUAUUCACCACCGUUCUACGCGAGCAAUACCCAAAAUGGCAUUUGUUGGCAAGUGUCCAAGGCACGCCGGAUUUCCGCGACGCCGAACGAUAUGGCGAGACCGUCUAUUACAAGGGCAUCUGUUUGUUUCGAUUCGACGCCCCACUGCUAUUCCAUAAUGUUGAAUGCUUCAAAAAAGCCGUCGACAAAGCCUAUUUUGAGUGGCAAAAAUCGCACGAGUUCUACGUUCUUCGCGAAGAGCGCGGUGUCAUUCUGAAGCCGACGAUGGAGGAGAUCUCGGACGACGGCAAAGAGUGCGCGAUUAAGGACAAUCAAUCAAUUCCCAAAGAAGAGAUGUUGUCGCGGCAUUUUAUCGUCGACUGCUCCGGAUUCACUUUUAUCGAUUUGAUGGGCGUCAGCGCGUUGAAAGAGGUGAACGCAUUUAAAACCUUAGAUUUGACAUCGAAUUUCAAGACAUGCGCUAACCAAAAAAAAUUGCAGGUUUUCUCAGACAUGAGAAAACGCGGAAUUCUGGUGUAUUUUGCGAACGCCAAAGCGCCGGUUCGCGAGCUGUUCGAGAAGUGCAACUUCUACCAAUUCGUUCCGAAGACCAACUUCUAUCCGACGAUGCGAGACGCCACAUCGAUAGCGAGAGAGCGCCAACUUGAACUCGGCUUCAAAGAUACCGAUUAUGUGCCGGAGCAUGACCGGCUCACCGAGGUGUUGAGCUCACAUCCAAUGUGA
This is a messenger RNA of Caenorhabditis bovis, 2268 nucleotides long. Lineage: Eukaryota; Metazoa; Nematoda; Chromadorea; Rhabditida; Rhabditidae. The record is from the annotation of a GenBank genome assembly.